This is a messenger RNA of Striga hermonthica, 582 nucleotides long. The record is from the annotation of a GenBank genome assembly. Lineage: Eukaryota; Viridiplantae; Streptophyta; Magnoliopsida; Lamiales; Orobanchaceae.
AUGUUCUUGUUGGAUUGGUUCUAUGGAGUGCUCGCAUCGCUUGGCCUGUGGCAAAAGGAAGCGAAGAUCCUUUUUCUAGGGCUUGAUAAUGCUGGCAAAACCACCCUUCUUCAUAUGCUUAAGGAUGAGAGAUUGGUGCAGCACCAACCGACCCAGCAUCCAACUUCGGAGGAGCUGAGUAUUGGGAAAAUCAAGUUCAAGGCUUUUGAUUUGGGAGGACAUCAGAUUGCUCGCAGAGUGUGGAAAGAUUAUUACGCCAAGGUUGAUGCAGUUGUUUACUUAGUUGAUGCCUACGACAAGGAAAGGUUUGCCGAGUCGAAGAAAGAGUUAGAUGCUCUAUUAUCAGACGAGUCCCUGGCUAAUGUCCCGUUUUUGAUCUUGGGCAACAAAAUCGAUAUCCCUUAUGCUGCUUCUGAAGAUGAGCUGCGUUACCACUUGGGCCUGACGAGCCUCACUACAGGUAAGGGGAAGGUCAACUUGGCUGACUCAAAUGUUCGCCCGAUCGAGGUAUUCAUGUGCAGCAUUGUUCGUAAGAUGGGCUAUGGUGAUGGCUUCAAAUGGGUCUCUCAGUAUAUCAAGUAA